Messenger RNA from Olea europaea var. sylvestris, 1297 nucleotides. RefSeq lists its product as uncharacterized. The transcript has 4 exons. NCBI's taxonomy places the organism in Eukaryota, Viridiplantae, Streptophyta, Magnoliopsida, Lamiales, Oleaceae. The record is from RefSeq and is a predicted model, not a curated record. The coding region runs from base 275 to 964 and encodes 229 amino acids.
GAAAGGAAUCACACAAGUUGACGAAACAACUGUUUUUUCCUUAGUGCAAUUCUUCGAUUUCUCCCUCAUAUAUAUCACACAAACAGAUGCUGUCUCCGCCUCCUCUGCAUAAUCCACUCUCCUUCACCCCCCUCCUCUCCCCCUCUACAUCGCCACUCUUUUCUCUCUCUACAAUCUUCCAAAAAUCUCAAAAUCCCAUCUAAAAUUUUUAUUCAAUCUUGUAACAGCUGAAUAAUAAUAAUAAUAAUAAUAAGAACAAGAACCGGUGGUGGUGAUGAAGGACGAUUGGAUAAGGACGGCGUUGACAGACGACACGGUGGUGGUGGACGUACUGUUCCGUCUCCGGAAGUCACCUUCAUAUGAACCGUUAAAGCCUUCUUUGCCGCCGCAAAAGUGGGGGCUCCGACAAGCGCGGUCCAAGCUGGUGACGAUGAGGAAAGAAUCAGCCACUACUACGAGUACGAGAUUUAGUCCUACCACUCCUCUGGCUUCGUGGAGUGGAGGCGCUACCUCUCCCAGUGACGGCGGCUAUGAUGAGUCGAGCCGACUCCCUUCCGAUCCAGCGUCCUCCGUCAGAUCCAAGGCAUUUUCUGAGCUCAAAGAGGAAGAUAGCUCGCUUUUGACGGAGAAACUUCAUUUAAGGAAGGAAUUAGCAUCGACCGCAUACAUGACUUUUCGUGAACAUAGUGCUUGGAGCCAUAAUGCAAAAAGAAUGAAGUUGGAUCUAAAUCUACAGUCAGCUAGUGUUUUGGGUACUUUUGAAGAGGCCAAACAAUACAACAACCAGAUGGAGGCAUCAACAAGUGAACAAAGACCGAGUCCAAGAUUUGAACUGUCUUCAUCUCAUUACUGCAAAUUAAAAAACAAAGAGAGAACAUCCAAAGGAGGGUUCAUUCUACCGGAUUUAAAUAUGAUGCCUUUGGAGGAAGAGAGUGGCUCGGAAUGUCUUUAUCAACUCGACUGACUGACCAGUGAAGGGCGACGAGCGUAUGAUGUUGAGUAAUGGUCCGAGCUGAUGCAUAUGGUUCAUGGGGAGAGCUGGAAAGUUACGACUCAGACAUGUUUUCAACUGCCUGAUGAUGAGUUGUAAAAGGUUGGUUACGGUCUUAGGAGGUAAUUGUAGAAUCUAAGGUUCAGAUCAUAUGUAGAAAUUUUUGACAUUUUUUAGCAGGUCCUUAUAAGGUUCUUUUUGUGUAAAACCUUAUUAUUAUUAUUUCUUUAGAAUAGAAUAGGAAUGCAACUUUAUUCUCAAAUAUUUGUGCGUUUCCCUUCUCUGAUCGAUCAUCAUUUGGAAGAA